Ixodes scapularis (black-legged tick) is the source of this 3688-nucleotide messenger RNA. RefSeq names its product transmembrane protein 214-B (gene Tmem214). Bases 29 to 2023 code for a protein of 664 amino acids. Lineage: Eukaryota; Metazoa; Arthropoda; Arachnida; Ixodida; Ixodidae. The transcript has 16 exons. Gene Ontology annotation, cellular component: Golgi apparatus; endoplasmic reticulum. The record is from RefSeq and is a predicted model, not a curated record.
UCCAAUCCAAUCUGUGCCUAGCGAAAAUAUGGCCUCGACUGGUGGCGGUCAGUGGGAAUACGUGGGUAAAUCCGGCAAGCAGAAGCAAGGGAGCGGCGACAAUGGUUCGAAAAUGUCCAAGAUGCAAAAGAAGAAACUCGCCGAAAGCAUGCCGAGGAUUGAACCCCUGGAACCCCUGAAGGAAAGCAGCACCAUCUACGACGCACUGGCGAUCAAGGAGGAGAAGGAGCAGCCGCCUCCCAAACCGGCCAAGAAGCCGGCCAAGAAAAAGCCCAAGGAGACGGAGAAGCAGCAGGCUCCGCGGAGCCUGGCUUACACCCUUUCGCAGCUGGAGGGAGACGAGAUAGCCCAGCUGAUGGCCGAGGUGGAGCUUCGCUUCCCGAGCACCCCGCUGCUCUGGCUCAAGGACCUGGCCGCAUUCCUCAACAAGCGCUUGGAACAUACCCCGGAGUCACCCAACCUGGCCGAGCAUCCCACGGGUUUCCCGCUGUCCGGCGUGUCUGCUGGGGUGCGGGCGCAGCUGAGAGCAGCCAUGAGCAACAAGGCCCUCCACGGACUCUUCUGGGAGCACUGCCUGAGCAAUCUGCUCACGGAUUUCGCCAAGGGGCUGCCUACAAUGGGCUAUCGACUGUGCUUGCAGACGAUGGCUUCGGAGCAUCCGGAAGUCGUCACUUCUCGCAUGCAAAAGUUGGUGGAGCUGCGCAGCAAGAACCAGCAGAAGCAGCCGCAGUGCCUGCUGGUGCUGUGGGCCGCCUGCCAGGCCGGGCUGUCGGACCUCUCCAAGGGACUCGCAGUGUGGAUGGAUCUACUGUUGCCUGUGGCCGGGGUCCGCCCCUACGCAGCCCUGGUGGUGGACUACCUCUCGAACCUGCUAGAAAGGCACCCGAGCAAGGUGGCAGGCCUUGGGGACCAAGGGGUGCGCCAACUCUUCACCAUCUUGGACCUGGCAUUUGGGGGCUCGCUGCCGGUCUCUCCCAAGCAGCAGGAGACCCUGCUGGCACUCUACUACAAAUUCAAGGAACUCAGCUAUGCAGGCCGGCGUGAAAAGGUGCUCCACAAGUACUUCCCCUCGUACCUGCGACGCCUCGGCGGAAAUAAGCGGCACUCCAGCCUGGAUGCCGAGCUCCUGUCCAGCCUCGUGGAGUGCCUGAGCCAGGACGAGCAGACGUACCGUGUGUGGAGGUCUACCCACUACCAGCUGCAGCUGGUGCCAUCCAGGCUGCUGAUCCAGCACCUGGAACACCAGUGGCAGCUGAUGCCGCGCCGAAGCCAGGUGCUGCUAAGGGAGACCCUUGCCAGCUUUGCUCUCCCCAACCCUUCUGCUAAGCCAAGCGCCGAAGCUGACGAGACUUGUCGUCAGAGUCAGAUCCUGCUGAAGAAGAUGAGUGGGCGUGGCUUCCCCUGGUUCUUGGUACUGGUGACGCUGGCAGCCGCCGUGGGGGCCCUGGUGGUGUGGGACGUGCAAGGCUCCUUCCAGCGGUCGCGAACGAGGCAGCUGCUUAAAGAUGCCGGUCUUCUGAGCCACCUAGAACCGGCCAUCGCCAAGGGAGCGGUCUACUGGCAGGACGGCCUCAGCUGGGUGGGCACCCACACCCCCCGGCUGUACAAGCAGGCCUGCGAGCAGUUUGGGCCCACCCUGGAUGCCGUCUGGGUUCAGGCACUGGCCUCUGCCGCCUGGGCCUGGGACCGGGCGGCCCCCGCCAGGGACUGGCUCUGCAAGCAGGGACAUCCACUCCUGCAAUGGGGGGACGAAUGGGUGCCCUUUUGCGCGGCCACAGUGCUUCGGGCGGCCCACGAAGCGUGGGCCACCGUAGGAGUCGGGGUGUCCUGGUUGCUCACCAACCUGGUCACCGGUGCGCAGCUCACUUCUGCCUGGCUCACCCAGAACGUGCUCACGGGUGCCUGGUCUCCCGAGAAACUGCAGGGCCACGCGUCGGACCUUGCAGCCGCGUUUCAAGGCUAUGCCGUGGAGGCCUACCGUUGGCUGCACGACCAGGUGGCGCAGAGCCCAGUGGCCAAGUGACCGACGCACGACUGCUGCACGUGACCUCGUAGUAAAGCCCCGUUGUUGCCGUUACGAUUGCGCCGCGUUUUUGGGCCGUCUGAUCACCCCGGGACAUUACGCACGGUUGCCAAUCGUUUUUUUUCACCUUCACGUGGGUGCGUGGCAAAACGUUGCGCCGCGAGUGAGUGCCUCCUCAUAAACGGCGUCUACGGAAAAUACAAGCUGUAAACUACCGGUUGUGUUGUAUGGAUAAGGGAGCUUUGCUGCGUUCGAAAGGUGUCGACAAAUGACUGAAGGGAAUAUUGGGGAACAAGGGAAAGGAAUUGAAAAGGUCGGGAUAUUGGGACACCAUCUUGCCGUCGCGUGGCCUGUUUUAUCACCCGAUUGGAACCAGUUCAGGUUAGUAUGAGAACUUAAUAAAACCAAUCAUGGUUUAGGUUUUGUUGCCGACACGUUGGUUUGAGCAUUGGGAUUGAGUGCGCAUGUUCUGGCCAUGCCUCGGCCCUGGAAUACUCUGCAGCCUUUUGGCUCCUCUUUUUGCUUUUGGAUGCAAGAAUCUUUUGGGGAGUGAUUUCCCAUUCCUUACCAGUGGCGGCGGCUUUCGAGUAAGGAAUGAGGACCACUUGGUGCGUGACACAGGCAUUCGCUGCAUUACUGCUAUGGGUAAAUUGUCAGUCACGAAACACUUCGCUCAUCUGAUGUAUAGGUUACAAAAAAAUAAGAGUAAUCCAUCUAAAGAGUUGUUUUAAAAUUAUUUUUCUUUGCCCAUUUAAGCACAGCUUUGUGCUAGCAAAACAUUUCUUGAGGCUGGGGAGAUGUUUUUCCACCAAAUCUUCAAAUAGCAAUUGAAGUGAAAAAAUUUUUAGGAGCAGAGUCCAAACUUCAGAUUUCAAGCAUGCUGCAAAUUCUUUUUUUAAUAAGCAUUUUUUUUUUUUUACCAGAGUUGUAAGCAACAAAAAUCAUAGUACUCGCAACUUUCGUUCGAGCACAACAUCGAAAUGUUUACCAAGUAUUGCUUAACACUAUAAAAAAAAAAAAAAAGAUGGCACAAUUUUGGGAAACAUUUCGAUAAAAGUAAACACGUCCAAGUAUGGAUUAUUAAGUCUCUUGACAUUAACUUUUCCUCAGUGUUUGUUACGUUUUCUAUGUGCGUUAUACACUGUUAUAGCUCGCACAAAACAAACGCUAGUUGACACAAACUAUGUCCAUUAUAUUUCGAAUGGCUUCAACAGCCUUCCAGACGAGCUUGAUGCUCAUAAAAAUAGCACAUAAAUAAUACAUUGCAUUACAGCGUGUUAAAAAAAAAAAAUUUAUUUGCAAGCCAGUGCGUCGAUGUUGCGUGCAAUGGUUGCAACAGACCUUGUUUCUCGUACAUCGAGUACUAGCAAGUCUUGGAGUCUGUACAAAGAGCUGCACAUUUUCUUCCUUUGACUUUAGGAGGAAGAAAGUUGCAGUAAAUUUUGUAGCUUCUUUCUUUGAGGAGUCGAUACUGAGGUUAGUUGUACCUUUUACUACUGUUGACCGUGUUGCAAGCUCUACUGUUGCCCGUGACCACUCCGAAGAGCACAUGAGUUUGCCUGAAAACUGCCGGUGUCCUAAUAUACAUUUGAGGCAACUGGUCCGUGUGUGCUGUAGCCAGCGUUCUGUUUAAUGAAGUGGAAGAAUAAAGGCCAACUUGUUUCA